UUACAGAGCUCGGAGCUUUUCGAGGUGUCCAGUUUUACACCUGGGUUGAGGUCGGUUGAGGCCUUCUCUGAUCACGUAAACCGUGUUUUGUAGAAUUCAGAAAAGUUGUAAACUGUUGGAGUCCCUUCCACAACGAGAAGAAGCAAGUUUUUCAAAGUGUGUUGUGGCAUAAAUUAACAAGUGAGUUCCCGCUUCCGGUCCGGAAUCCCCCCGAAAACCAAAGGAUUACCCUGCAGCCUGCCGUUGACCUGCGUUAAAAAAGGAAAAAAAAAGAUCCCAGCCUGCACCGCUAAAGAACAUUGCAGCAAAGUGCCCGCUGUUAUGUAGGCCACGAUGAUUGUCUGUGACUGAAAGAGAACCCUUCUCAUUGGAGUGAAACCCAGCUCAAUUUGUCCUACUGGCCUCAACGGGGCUAGCAGGCCUGCAGGCGGACACAGACUCACCGUAUCCCGGGGACCUCUUUUUUUCCGGGUGAACUUGGAGUAAUUAUUCCUACCACCAACAGUUAGCUGGUAGAAGAGGAAAAAAUCCUGUUGAAAAAAGAAAAACAAGUGAAAAUAACGUCGGAAGAGCCUCGAAGUUUUUGAGGCGUGUCCAAAUUGUUGGCCAUAAGUCGUCAGAACACAGUCACAACAGAAAAUGUCACAUCACAGCGAUGACCAGUUGCUGCAGGCGGGAAGCGAUUCCUUCUGGGAGCCCGGCAACUACAAACGGACCACCAAGCGGAUAGAGGAUGGUUACAGAUUGUGCACAGACCUGCAAACGCUGAUACAGGAACGGGCAGAAAUCGAAAAAGGCUACGCCAAGAGCUUGAAGACCUGGUCGAAAAAAUGGGGCGAACUGAUUGAAAAAGGACCCGAGUACGGCACCACGGAAGCCGCCUGGAAGGGAAUUCUGACCGAGGCGGACCGAUUGUCGGACGUGCACCUGAAAAUCAAGGAAAACCUCUGCACCGACGUGAUGCACCAGAUCAAGGGCUGGCAGAAGGAUAACUACCACAAGACGAUGAUUCAAAUCAAGGAACGCAAAGAGAUGGAGGACCAGUUCAAGAAGGCGCAGAAACCCUGGGCGAAGCACCUGGCCAAGGUGGAAAAGUGCAAAGCCGACUACCACGCCGCGUGCAAAACGGAACGAUCCGCCGCCAACCAGGAACGGAACGCGUCCAGCGAUUCGUCGCUGUCCAAUGACCAGCUCAAGAAGAUGCAGGACCGCACGAUGCGCACCAAGGACGAGGUGAGCAAGUGCCGGGACCGGUACGACGCCGCCCUCCAGGAGAUCAACAAAUACAACCCAAUCUACAUCGAGGACAUGACCUCGGUGUUUAUCAAGUGCCAAGAGAUGGAGGAGACGAGGUUGCGCUUCUUCAAGAACGUGCUCUUCUCGAUACACAAGUGUAUGAACAUUUCGGAGGAUCCGAGCCUGCCCCAGAUCUACAAGGAGUUCCACCACACGGUCAACAACGCCGACCACCAGAAGGACCUCAAGUGGUGGUCGAACAACCACGGCGUCAACAUGGGUAUGAGUUGGCCCACGUUCGUGGAGUACACCGAAGAAUUCCGUGACAUUGCCAAGGGAAUCAAGACGAAAGAAGCUUUACCCACCGCGCCGAUCACGCUCAUACAUCAGCGACCCGUUGCCGAAGAUUUGCAUGAGUAUCCCCCGCCGGCCAGCAACAACAACAAGAACAGCAUAAACCGCACCUCGGCCACGCUCAGCAUUAGCAACUCGACCGGAAACAACGCCACCAGCAACAACAGUUCGGCCCGGGCCACCACGCCGAGCCAGGAAUCGCCGAAGUCGGAGAACGCCUCGUUGAAGAACAGCGACGUGGUGACGCCCACGCGAACCUCGCCGGCACGCGUCACGGCAGCAGCGGCGGCGGCCGCGGCCGCGGGAACCGUUGUGACCAACGGUACCAACGGCAACGGCAAAGCCGGUGAGAAUCCGUUCGACGAGGAGGAAGAGUGGGACGAAGGGGACGGCAACGAUAACAUCCUGGUGGAUAAUGGCGAGCCGGGUGUGCCGGUGAAGGCCCUGUACGACUACGAAGGUGCAGAGAACGAUGAGCUGACGUUUAAAAUGGGUGAAGUCUUCGAGAAGCUGGAGGACGAGGACGAGCAGGGCUGGUGCAAGGGCCGAAAGGACGGCCGCGUCGGUCUGUACCCGGCGAAUUACGUCGAAACGAUUGCGACAUAAGCGGUGGGCAUGGUUGCAUGUAAGAUAGCGAGCAAUUUCGAGGUUUCGUUGUUUCUUCUUUUUUUUUUAAAUAGAAAUUAUGGAUAUUUUACCAGAAACGAGAGAGCGAACAAAUCAAACAAGAAGUCAUGGUGGGUGGUUUGAUUUGAAUUGUGUUAAAUUCAAGUGCGCGUUAAAUUUCGAGUUUAUAUUUUCUAAAGAGGUUUACAUUUAGAAAGCUUUUUUAACAAAAUCAAGGGUUUCGCAUUGCACACUUGCAGAAGAAACUGUUAUUUGCCCGGGUUAUUUGUUCGCUUUUGAGAUUUAACACCUGAAUAAAUCGAAACGAGAGUGUAUAUUUUUGUUGGUAAGUAUUUCGGACACGAUUGUUAAAAUGUAGAGUUGCCUUAGUUGAAGUAUUCCGUACGAGGUGGUGACGCGAGUGAGAAAUCCCUGCUUGUUGGAGUUUAUUAUUUUACCAAAUCAGUUUUAGAAAAAAAGUGGGGAUGAUUUGGCAGCAAGCAAACUUUUGCUCACACACAUAAUUGAGAGUAAAAAAGAGGUUUUUACUACAUAAGCUAAAUCUAGGUGGUACCGACUGAAACGAGUGCGAGUUGGCGCGGCGACGACGAUUCGCUCAAGUUGAGGCAGUUGAAAAUAGUCACGUUUGUUGAAAGUGGUAGAUUUGUAUUAAGUAUAAAACAAUGAUAGAAUCAAACAAACAAAAAAGUUUAAGCUAAGCUGCAUUUACUCGUAACACACACCCUGUUUCAUGCAGAUUGUUAUCUUGCAUACAAAAUUAGCGAAACUAUUUCACAUGAUAAAUGCAUGUCCAACGUUUCAUUCUCCGUCAACGAGCUAUUAAUCACUCAGACUAGUAAAUCACACCACACACACAAACACAAACUAUACAAGGAACUUUAGCGCCAAUCUUACAAAUAAAAAAACAAACAAAUAUUUUGAGCUAAAUGCUACUACACAAAUUUAAAAUUUGCCAAAAAUAUGGGACUAAACCAGUUAAACAAACCAACUUUACAAACACACAAAAAAUACAAAUACUAAAAACACAAGCAACGGAAACCACCAUCGAAGCGAUGUUGUACAAGUACUAUUUAGAGCAGACAAAUUUGUAGCUUAUUUCGGUAGCGCGCAGCAAUUUAAACCCCCUUCAUUCACAAUGCAAUUUCAUCUUUCUCAUCGCAGCCAUUUUUGAAAAUUUUCACACCGCCAUCCGCUUUUUGAAACCAGCAAAUUCUGUCAUGCAAGCUUGCAUGCGAGUUUGGUUAGUACUGGUUCGAAAAAUUAGAUGGCGUCCCGCCCGUUUCAUUCUAGCAACCAACAGAGUAAAUCAGAAAGCAAACAACAAACAAAAAAUAGUCAAGCAGUAGUGUUUUUCCAGAAUCAGUAGAGAAAAAAUAGGAAGCAUAUUAAAGUUUAGCGUACUUUUUCCUUUCUUUAUUUCCUUAAAUUGAGCCAUGCAAACGAACGAUUGCGUGAAAGUGUAACAAAAAAGAAUACAAACAUGCACGUAUCAGCGAUAUGAUAAAUCAGGUGGGAGACUAAAACGGCAAGAGAGAAUGUUGUGUAAUAUAUUAUGUUUGAAGAAAUAUUAUAAAGAAAAGAUGAGUAAAAUAUUAAAAAUUGAAUAGGCGAUAGCAGAUUUAAGUUAUUUAUAUUGAAUAAGUAAGACAAGUUAAACAA
Culex quinquefasciatus (southern house mosquito) is the source of this 3876-nucleotide messenger RNA. RefSeq names its product protein kinase C and casein kinase II substrate protein 3 (gene Synd). The transcript has 11 exons. Lineage: Eukaryota; Metazoa; Arthropoda; Insecta; Diptera; Culicidae. Gene Ontology annotation, biological process: regulation of endocytosis; plasma membrane tubulation; cytoskeleton organization. The record is from RefSeq and is a predicted model, not a curated record. Gene Ontology annotation, molecular function: phospholipid binding; protein binding. Bases 640 to 2196 code for a protein of 518 amino acids. Gene Ontology annotation, cellular component: endosome; cytoplasm; plasma membrane.